GUGUAUUUUCAAUACUUUCUCGUCAUCUUUUCACAAACGUCAAACAGCUGAGCGAGCGAAGUGUCUGAAUGCUUCUCGUUUUGUGGUUGUGGCUCGUUCCUUGUAAUCAUCUGCUUUUCUGAGUAUUAAUUUUUUUAAUAAUAGUGCAUUCAUUAAGUUACAAUCAUUAUUUAAAAACUUAAUUAAAUCAUGAGUGAACUAAGUCAAGAGGAGAUAAGAAGACGACGUCUAGCACGUUUGGCUGCUCUGGGUGGCGCAGGCUCAAGUCCAUUGCCUGCGAGUCCUCCAGUUACACCUAGUGCGUCCAUGCCUUCACCAGAUUUGCAGAUAUCUCAACUAUCACGCCUCUCGCCUGCUUCCACUCCACGCACUUCCACAGAACCUAACACACCUGAAGUAGCAAACACAAACAAAGAAACAAAUUAUAAUGAUGGUGUCAGUAAAACUGAAGUCACAAAUCAGACCAAAAUUCCUGCUGAUGGACUUAUUGUAAUGGAAAAGACAGACAAUAACUUAUUGGACGAAAUGCCAGAUACGAAAAUGACUGAUCUAUCUCAAACAAGACAGUAUAAUAGUUUUGAUUCAAUGGGAGAGGAUACAUUACUAAGUUGUGGCUCUGUAAGAGUUAGCAGUCUGCCUCAAUCAACAGUUGCUGGCUCAGAAGGAACUUCAACACGCGAAGACAGUACUUCUAGGUCAAUAUCUCCAGCACAGUUUGUAGAACCUUCUCCUGUGAGACCGAGACCCAGCAAUGUAUCUCCUAGUUGUUCAAGACGAUCGCUUUCGAUGGAAGUUGAUGAUUCAUCUGAAAGAAAUUCCCAGUCAGAACAACAACAGGAACCCAUGGAAGUAGAAGAUGAUUCAUCAGCAUCACCUGCUAGGAAGAUAUAUAGAUCUCGUACAGUCAGCUGUACAGAAUUGACUGAAGAACAGUUGCGGCAUAUUGUCGCCAGAAUUCUCCAGGUGUCAUGGUCAGAGGACAGCGCUGGUGGAAUAUUUGUACCAUCAGUCGCAGCUGCUUUACUUGACAACCCUAAAUUAGGUUUAGAUGAAUUGGCAUCAGAAGCAGUAAUGGAUAUAAUAACACUAGUAGCUGAUGGAGUAGAUCCGCUAAAUCAAAAACUUCUUGCCGUUUCGGAAACCUCCAAGAGGCUCAGUGAAGAUUGUGGAGAUGAUUUAUUGACAAGUGGUCCACUCGGAUCCGACAUGGACGCUGAUGGGUCGGAUUGUCCGACGCCAUCAUUGCCACUGCCUAAAACAGUUCCAACUCAGGCCCUCGCUGUUAGUUACCUGCUAAGAUUCUACAAUAAUAUCAACCUUUACGAAAGGGAAUAUCCGAAGAAAAGUUCAGAGCCACCUUUGAGUGAUCUCUUGCAAAGUUUGAGGACAUUGUUUGUGAAUCAUUUGGUGCUAGUGCUUCAAGGUAAAUUUGAUCUUGAGAAAUCUAAGAAGUCACCUCUGUUGCCGUACAUUUUGAACGGUAAUACGCCAUCUGGUCUGAUACCAGAAAUUCUUUUGGCUACAUAUCUGGAAAAGGAUGUUUUUGAAGAGGUGUUCGUGCCUCUUUUGAUGGGUAUUCGCGAAGAAAUGCGUCGUUGUGUCUCUCCGACAGUAGGGCGCGGGCACGGCGUAGCGCUGCGAGCGCUGCGGUCUUUAUGCGACCUCCGCGCUGGGCCCGGCCACUUGGCUCGGCCCGUGUGCGCACUCAUCGCCCGCCUGCCCAGUUUCUGUCCCGACCCGGUUACAACCGCGCCCGGACGUGAAAUUGCGCGAGUCAGCUUCCUCGGUCCGUUCUUCGCGAUAUCCCUGUUCGCCGAAGAGAACCCACGCCUCGCAGAACGUCUGUUCGCCACCGGCUCUGGAGACCGCAGCCUGGCGUUCGCCUUACAACGCGAGGUGGAAGCAAGCCGGAACACGCUGCACCACAUCUGCCAUAAUAUACUGCUGUGCCCUGAAGCGCGAGACCCCUUCCUCAACUACUUCGCCGCUGUCUUGCAGCGGAACGGGCGCCGCGCGCAACUCCAGACCGACGAGAGGUCGCUGGCUGGUGAUGGCUUCAUGCUGAACGUGUGUUCGGUGCUGCAGCUGUUGUCGGUGCGCAUUAAGCUGGAGCGCGUGUACCCGCUGUACACGUUCCAGCCGGAGUCGUGCGCGGGCGUGCGCGACGAGACCUGCCUCUACUACACCGCGCAGGAGGCGCAGGACUGGCUCGACUCGCUCAAUAAAGACCCCAAUCACAAAUGGCCAGAGGCCAAGUUCCAGACUGUUUGUUGGUUCCUAACACUCCACAUGCAUCACGUAGCUCUCAUUCCUGCAUUGCAUACGCAUCAGCGUCGUAUAAGGGCAUUUCGAGAUCUCCAGAAAGUGAUAGAAGAGUUGAUGGCCGCUGAGCCCCAGUGGCGGAACACGUUCUCCGCGCUGCGCAACCGCGAGCUACUGUCCCGGUGGCGUCGCCAAAUCAAGCGGCUACACAGGUCUAAGCAGUGCGCAGAGACUGCUCUACUGGACGGCGAGCUAAUGCGUCGCAGCGUACAGUUCUGCGCGUCCGCGUGCGCCCUCCUCACGAGACAACUGCAAGCUUGUGAGGGCUCCGGGCCCCUCUCGCACGCCUUCAAGGCCACGCCCGAGUGGUACGUGGAGGAUGUCGCCGAGCUGAUGCUGUUCGCCGUCCAAUACGUCCCCCAAAUAGUGGCGGACUAUAUAGAGGACCCCAUAAUAACGUGGUUACUCAGCGCCAUAUGCAACUCGCACCUAAUCAAAAACCCGUAUCUAGUCGCCAAGAUAGUGGAGGUGUUGUUCGUGAUCAACCUAUCAGUGCCGCUUAAACUGAAGAACGUAUACGAGAAGUUCAUGGACCACCCGAUGUCACAGACGGCACUGCCUAGCGCUUUGAUGAAGUUCUACACUGACAUCGAAACGACUGGUCAGAGCACAGAGUUCUAUGACAAGUUCACGAUACGCUUCCACAUUAGUAUCAUACUGAAGGGGAUGUGGGAGCGGCCUAUACACAAACAGGCAAUUGUGAAAGAAUCACGUUCAGGUCGGCAGUUUGUUAAAUUUAUCAACAUGCUCAUGAAUGACACCACAUUCCUCUUAGACGAAUGCCUUACGUAUUUGAAGCGCAUCCACGAGGCCCAGGAGGGCACGGGGGCGGGCGCGGGGACGGGGACGGCAGAGGCGCGCGCCCGGGCGCUGGCGCAGGACGAGCGCCAGUGCCGCUCCUACCUCACGCUAGCCAGAGAGACUGUGGACAUGCUGGAAUACCUGACGGUGGAGAUCAAGGAGCCGUUCCUGCGAGCUGAGCUAGUGGAUCGGCUCGCUUCCAUGCUCAAUUUCAAUCUGCAACAAUUGUGCGGACCUAAAUGCAAGAAUCUCAAGGUGCGACGACCCGAGAAAUACGGCUGGGAGCCUCGCCGUCUGCUGAGCCAGCUCGUGGACAUCUACCUGCACCUGGACGCGCCGCAGUUCCACGCCGCGCUCGCCGCAGACGAGAGGUCAUUCCGCAAAGAGUUGUUCGAGGAGGCGGCAGUACGCUUGGCUAAGUCCUGCAUCAAGACACCCUCGGAAAUAGAGCGGUUUAAGACGCUCGCCGACAAUGCAUAUCAGAUCGCUGUAUCCAACCAGCAGAAGAGUGAUGAAUUCGCCGACGCGCCCGAGGAAUUCAGGGACCCGCUCAUGGACACGCUAAUGACGGACCCUGUGUUCCUGCCCUCUGGAAAGGUAAUGGACCGGUCAGUGAUCCUGCGGCACUUGCUCAACAGCGCCACCGAUCCCUUCAAUCGACAACCGCUCUCGGAGGAUCAGCUGCGUCCCGCAACCGAGCUCAAAGAAAAGAUCAUCCAAUGGCAACGCGAAAAGAAGGGAUCCAUUUCGUAAACAAUGUAGGAAUUUGACUUGCAUUGUCUUUAAAGUCUGAUGUAUAUAUUUUAACACAUAUAUAAAGACUAAAGUCUGGAUAUAUCCAGGAUUUUACGGACUAUUGUCCGGACGCAUGAAUGUGAGAUUAUUCUAAGUUUGUUACGCGUAGUGCGAAAGGUUUGUGCAAUUGAGUACUAGGACGAAACGUUGGCGAGACUAUAUCAUGAGUCCAUAUAUCUCCUGUGCGUGUUAAUAUACAAAGAGCCGCAUAGUGACAAAGGCCUGCCGAUCCGCCUUACUAUACAUAUUAUGCAAUUAUUAUCAUACUACUGUCACUCCCAUUUGUUAUACGAUUUAUUGCAUAAUUAUUCACUUGAUUUGGCAGCAAUUUUAAUUUACUGAAGUACCUAAACCUUAUUAAAAACGGGGGCCUGCAAAAAGCUAAUCUCAUUUAGAAAACUUCCGAGUUAUAAUAAUACAAGGAUAGUAUAAACAAGAACACAUUAAUAUUAUUCUAAAAGGUGUUUUACUUCCUUUUGCAAAUUUUGUUGUAUCUUUUCAACCUAUUUUAUCACACUUAUAUUAAAACACUGUGUGUCAUCACAAAAAAUAUAAAUGGCCUAACAGUUUAAGUUGUAUCAGGUGCUUGUCAUGAACGCUAACCCCAAUGUCUUUGAAUAAAUAAAUCUAAAAGAUAAAGACAUAUAAAAUAAGCAUGAAGGACGUAAUCUUCUCGCAUAAAAAAGUCUAUUGCAAAUUUUGCAGGAAAGUCAUGUCAGUUAUAAAUACAUAAUUAUAUAUAUUAAUAGGCCUGCAUUAAUUUGACUAAUGAAAUGAUAAUAACUUAAUAUUAAACCCAUUCUUUGGAAAUGAUAAAUUUAAUGUUGGAGAUGAUAAUAUUUUAUUUUUGUAGUGAUAUUAUGUUUAGUUUUUUUUUAGCCAACUUUAAUAAAAUACUUUAUUGUCGAUUAUGUGAUUUUGUUCCUGUCUACAUUAGUUUUCAAUGAAAUGGAUUUCCAUGUUAUCAAUGUGAUUAGAAUUCAUAAUAUCAAUAGCGUAAACACUAUAAUUAUUGUAUAAUUAAUAUCUCAGUUGUAUUAAAUAAAUAUCGUUUAUAAUUGUUGUCCCAUCACUGCCAAAUCUGUCAGCAUUGUAGUAAAGCCAUUCCUAAUUAAGUCCAUUUCUUUAAAAUUACGUGGUCUCACUUAUAUAGUAUAAUUUGACUUGUAUUUAUCUUUAUAUUAUGAAGAUUAUAUGCUAGAAGUCUCUUAUGUUAAUAUGUCAAUAAAGUAAUAAUAAUUAAACUUUUUUUUAUUUA
Molecule: messenger RNA, 5176 nt
Organism: Chilo suppressalis (striped riceborer)
Lineage: Eukaryota; Metazoa; Arthropoda; Insecta; Lepidoptera; Crambidae
Source: the annotation of a GenBank genome assembly